CCCCAGCGGUCCUCCAGCAUCCCAGCGCCCCUUGCGCGCGCUCCCGCCCGCCCUCAGCGGCUUCCGGCGGUGGCGGCGGAGCGGGUGCGGCGAGGCGGCGGCAGCCAUGGGGUACCGCGGGCAGGGCCAGAAGGUGCAGAAGGUGAUGGUGCAGCCCAUCAACCUCAUCUUCCGCUACCUGCAGAACAGGUCGAGGAUCCAGGUGUGGCUCUAUGAGCAGGUGAACAUGCGGAUAGAAGGCUGCAUCAUGGCUGAUGUCCACGCUGAAGGUGCAGAAGGGUUCCGUGCUGUUGCUUGGGUCAGCCUUGUUGCCAGGUUGGGAAUGUUUAGCCUCCCGGUGCUUCGGUGCUGUUGGGCUGCACUCAGAGUGUGAGCUCUGGGCGUUAUUUCUCAACUACUGCGUUAUUGGAGCGUACGGAGCCGAGAUAUUCUGCGGAUAGGUGAUUUAAGCCACGUCAGAACCACCGCUGUGGCGUGUGCCAGCGUCGGACGCCCAUUCGACUGCUCGGGCGGAGCAGGUGAAUUGAAUUUGGUGCUGGGUGGCGAGGUGGUGUUGGGGGAAGAGCUAGGCUAAGGAGAGCUUCCUCUUGCUCUGCCCCUUCUCAAAUGGCAUCUCAAAAUCUCAAAUGGCCGCUUCCUGGGGAGAUGGGUUCGUUGGGAGGCUAACUACAACGUUACAGUGAGGAUGAGGAAUCCUCUUUAGUCCCGUAGGUAUUUGCUGCCAGGCUGCAGCGUUGAUUUCAGAAAUUGUAUUUAAAAAAGGAAAAAGAAAGGAAAUCCGUAUUCUUUAACAUACUCUCUUUUCUCGGAGAGUAGAUGUAGGAGCUUCAGCAGUGCCCUUCCUCCCGAAAGGCUUCCCAGUGUCUGCUCAGACACUGAGGAGGAAAAUAGAGGAGAGCCACCCGAUAUAAAUAAAGGCAAGAAGGGGUUAUGGAUUAAGGGAAAACCACUACUUCAAAAAUUGGUGCUCUCUACAAACCGGUUAAGGGUUUGGGACCUGCAGGUGCUGCCUCCACCUGUGUGCGUUGCAGUCGUGCCUGUUGCCACUGAGCAAAACGGGGAGAGCUGCUUUGUCGAACGCGGCGUGUUAAAGCACGUGCCACUGCCUGGAAGAAAAGCACGGACUUCCCUCGUGUGGGACUUCUUCCCUAGCCAUGUGUGGUUUACCUGAUGGUUUCCCAUAAGCUGUGAAUGUUUAAAAGAAAAAAA
This is a messenger RNA of Anas platyrhynchos (mallard), 1209 nucleotides long. Lineage: Eukaryota; Metazoa; Chordata; Aves; Anseriformes; Anatidae. The record is from RefSeq and is a predicted model, not a curated record.